Messenger RNA from Salvelinus sp. IW2-2015, 447 nucleotides. The record is from RefSeq and is a predicted model, not a curated record. Lineage: Eukaryota; Metazoa; Chordata; Actinopteri; Salmoniformes; Salmonidae.
AUGGGCCGUGUCAUAGGCCAGGAGAACUGCCUGUUCUUCAAUGCGUGGACCCCCACCUUUAAGCCUGAGGCUGGGCCACCUGUGAUGGUGUGGAUCCAUGGUGGCUACCUCCACAUGCUAAGUAGGGGAGAGGAGGGGUACUCCCUGAAAGAGGAGCUGGCAGCCAUGACUGAGGUGGUGUACAUCAGCUUCAACUACAGGUUCAACUCCCUGGGCUUCCUGACUCUGAAGCUGCUGGGAGAGUGCUCACCCACUAACACGUAUAAGUUCAGUGUUGGGUAUUGGCACAAGCUUUCAGGAAACUACGGCUUCAUGGACCAGAUAGCAGCGCUGAAGUGGGUCCAGAGGAACAUCCAUGCGUUUGGAGGAGACCCCAAUCAGGUCACCAUAUUUGGGCAGAGCUCAAGCCAUUCCAUGGAAGGAGUAACCGUCGUGGAGGCCAGAUGA